UGACAGCUGAACAUCGAUCUAUCCCCCAUAGUUAACUACAAUGUUAACUCUGUAAGUCCAGCUGCUCGGCCGUUGACUGUGUGUUUCCCCUGUCAUUCUUAUAGGAAAGAAUUAAGUAGGCUACCGUAUUUCUCUGCGAUGAUGAAGACGGAAGGUAUCACGGGCAUCGAGCAGUUCGCCAGCCCGGGUAAAGGCAGAGGUCUGCGGGUGAGCAAGGCGUUUGGAGUCGGUGAACUGCUUUUCUCAUGUCCCGCUUAUUCAUACGUGUUGUGCGUCAGUGAAAGAGGAUACAUUUGCGAACACUGCUUCACAAGGAAAAAGGGUCUUGCAAAAUGUGGAAAGUGUAAGAAAGCGUUCUACUGCAAUGUGAACUGUCAGAAAAAUAACUGGCCCAUGCACAAGUUGGAGUGUCAUGCAAUGUGUGUGUUUGGGAAGAACUGGUGUCCAUCGGAGACAGUGCGACUGGUGGCCAGAAUCCUUGCCAGACAGAGAGACCAGCGAGAGAGAGGCCCAUCUGAAAAUCUGCUCUUACUGCGGGAUAUGGAAGCCCAUAUGGAGGAGUUGGAUAAUGAGAAAAGAGAAAUGAUUGAAGCAAAUAUAGCAGGACUCUAUCACUUCUACUCCAAACAUCUGGACUUCCCUGAUCAUCAGGCCCUGCUCACACUCUUCUCACAGGUUCACUGUAAUGGCUUUACUCUUGAGGAUGAAGAACUCUCUCACUUGGGAUUAGCAGUUUUUCCAGACAUUGCACUGAUGAAUCACAGCUGCUGUCCAAAUGUCAUUGUCACAUUCAGAGGUAUUAAUGCAGAAGUGCGUGCUGUGCAGGACAUCAGUCCAGGUCAAGAGAUAUACACCAGUUAUAUAGACCUGCUGUACCCCACAGAAGACAGGAUUGAGAGACUGCGCAAUGUCUACUACUUCAACUGUAACUGCAAAGAAUGCACAACCAAAUCCAUGGAUCUCAUUAAGAUGAAGGUGAGGAAGCUGACAGAUGACAUCACUGAAAAGGAGAUUAAGGAUAUGAUGCGUUAUGCUCGGAACACCAUUGAAAACUUCCGCAGGGCCAAACAUGACAAAAGUCCUGCGGAGUUGUUGGAGAUGUGUGAGCUAAGCAUUGAUAAGAUGAGUGCUGUGUUUGAAGAAUCCAAUGUUUACAUGCUGCAUAUGAUGUAUCAGGCAAUGGGCAUCUGCCUCUUCAUGGACAACUAUCAUGCAGCAGUUCGAUAUGGGGAGAAAGUAAUUGAGCCAUACAGUGUGCUUUACCCAGCAUUCUCUCUGAAUAUAGCAUCGAUGUAUCUUAAAAUGGGCAGACUGUACAUCGCUCUCAACAGAAAGUCCACUGGCAUCAACACCCUUCAAAAGGCGUUGGCCAUCAUGGAGGUGGUUCAUGGCAAAGAUCACGCAUAUGUGUUGGAGCUCAAACAGGAAAUAAGAAGUGACCCUUGCAAAUAAUGAAAACUCUAACACACAUGAAUAUCACUCUAUAACAAUAAAUGAAUGGCGAGUUUUCAUGAAUGUAUGUUAUGACACUUUAGCUAUUCAAAGGAUAGUCACAACAUAGAGAAAACCAUGUUUUAAUGCUUAAGCAUUCAUGGCAAUGUCAAAAAUGUGAAUUAUUUGCACAUAUAUAAAAC
Molecule: messenger RNA, 1634 nt
Organism: Xyrauchen texanus (razorback sucker)
Lineage: Eukaryota; Metazoa; Chordata; Actinopteri; Cypriniformes; Catostomidae
Gene: smyd2b
Product: SET and MYND domain containing 2b
Exons: 12
Coding region: 139-1452 (437 amino acids)
Cellular component (GO): nucleus
Molecular function (GO): protein binding
Source: RefSeq, a predicted model, not a curated record